Porites lobata is the source of this 1119-nucleotide messenger RNA. Lineage: Eukaryota; Metazoa; Cnidaria; Anthozoa; Scleractinia; Poritidae. The record is from the annotation of a GenBank genome assembly.
AUGAAGUAUGGACCAACGUACGCUCAUAGGGAUGAUACAAUUACAAAGUGCGAAGGUAGACGAUUAAAUUUGGGUCGCAGUAAAAUAUCUUAGUUGCAUAGAGAACAAAAAUGUAUUGCCUAUGGUGCCCGCUUCCCGCGCAGUAGGGCUCCCUUAAUAUUAAGAAAUACUAGUUAUCCAGUGCUUGGGAAUGAUUUGUCAAACAUCCCACAAGUGGCUUAAUAUGUUAUUCUAGUCACCAACCCCCAUCACUGUCUUGAAAGGCAUUCCAAUAACCCUAAUCAUUCUAGACAUCAUCAUCAGUCUGUAUGUUGAACGGGACGAAGAAAGUGAACUGAAAGAUCCACCAACGACAUCAAGUGGUAUCCAACUAGAAACGGGUAAGACAUGCCGGCUAUUUAUUCCUUUUAUCUUACAUGGGAUAGAUAAAUAAAUGAAAUAAGUCGAGGACAGUAAUUUAGGGGUCUCAGAACCAAACUAUAGUUACUUGUGACCCAUAACGAGCAAUAUAUUACAAUAACGUAAGGUAUCACUUGCAGGAUUUCAGACAAAGCUAAAACUAGAAUGUCACGAAAUAGAACACAUGAUGAACACAAAAUCCCUUACUUAAAACUAAACCCAUAAAUUACCCUAGUAAACAGGGUCAACCAAGUGAGCAAGAUCAACCUAGUUAAAAACAGCCUUCUCCUCCUCACUCUUAUUAUCAAGUUACCAUUCAAACUCAAUCAAAUAAACCAAAGCAAGCAGCUCCCUUUCUAGGGGUAUUUCAUGGCGUCAUCGCCAACCGGUUAUAUUUUUAGAUAAAUUUUUGGGCUCUUUUUUCAAGCGGAUAUUAAAUUCCACUCUGAUCAUAAACGCAUUCUCAGACAUUCACGUCUUUUGAUUUAGUUGCCGAGAUUCUUUUAUAUCGUAUACUUUGCGAAUGAACAGUUUGUUCCAUGCUUACUAUGAGGUUGGCCGGACAUACUUCUAAUGCAUGUUGCGAGUCAUCAAGUGUUAAAGAGCAGUUUCCGAGAUGACGAUGAAACUUGUGCCAAAGCCACAAUUGGAAUGGAAAAGGCAGCAUAUUGUCAGUGCAAACAGGUUCUUGGAGGUAACUGGAACUACUUUGAAGACUGA